Messenger RNA from Zonotrichia leucophrys gambelii, 2966 nucleotides. RefSeq names its product zinc finger protein 436-like. The transcript is spliced from 2 exons. The coding region runs from base 1698 to 2438 and encodes 246 amino acids. NCBI's taxonomy places the organism in Eukaryota, Metazoa, Chordata, Aves, Passeriformes, Passerellidae. The record is from RefSeq and is a predicted model, not a curated record.
UGGACCUGGUGACCCGGGGAAGCCAGCGAUUAUCGCCCUGGAAGCUUCUGUUCUUUCAUUAAAAACCCCGAUGUUUAUCUCAACCAAGUCCAGGAACUGGAUGUAUAUGAAUAAGACACUGCUCCUGGCCAGGGUGGUCAAGAGACUUAGUGUGGAGUUUACAAUAUUUUAUACAUUAAUAGCAUUAAUUAUCUCUACCAUAUACUACACUUUCACAUCACCUAUUUCAAGUUUAGGUGUUUCUGGCCAGUCCUGGUGCUCUUGGAUAUCCCUCAACCCAGCUGUGCUGCCCAACCCCAGAUGCUCUUGAGCAUAUCCUCAAUCCAGCAGAAUUUUGCUCAACCGUGAAUGCUCUUAGAAUGUUAAUUCUUCAACCCAGCAGGUUUUAAUUCUGGAUGCUCUUGGGCUCUCUUAUCCCUCAAACCAGCAGAAGUUUUAGGGUUCCCUUUUGUCUCGUUUCCUAGUGGAUUUGGCUCGGAAACUCCUCUGCUCCCUUGCUCCGAGGGGUCCAGCCCCUCUCUGAGACCCAGUCCCAGUUACCCCGGGGGAUUCUCUCACUCCUCUUCUCACUCGCUGUGUCUCUUUACUGGCUGCUUCCCUCGAGGAAAGUUGGAAACGCAGCGUGGGAGACUCCAGCACUCACUUGGCAGGUCUGGGACAACCAGCCCUCCUCUCAUUCACACACAUUCAUCCCCCUGUACCUGCCCCCCUGAGAAAUACUUACCAAUCCCUUUUUCUUCCCGGGUUCUUCGUGCACAUUACUACUCUUAGGGGGCCAAUUACCGUGGUUGUAGGGAGCCUUUUCCCUUCUCUUUGUUUUAUUGUCUCCUUUUGUCCACCAUAACCUGCGUCUGUCGGUCGCCCCAGGGGAGACAGAGCGAGGCUGCCAACGGGGCAGGGCGCGCCUUCCCCACUCUGACUCUCCUAAAGCACCGGCAGCGAGGUGUUAGUAACCAUCCUCUGCUACCAAAUUGUGAAAAACGCCAAUCACUUGCUUUUAAAAUUUUAAAAGUUUAAUGGUAAUAAAAUGAUUAUAAAAAUAGUAAUAAUAUUAGAGUAAUGACAAUUGUGACAAAUCCAAUUAGGACAAUAUGAGACAACAAAUACAAAGAGUUACGGACAUCCGGGGACCUUUUUCUGGGAAGCAUUUUUCUGGGAAGCACGAGCCCGAAAAAGGACACCUGUUAACACAGGAUUAACCAUUAAAAACAAUAGCCUGUUGCAUAUUCAUACACCUCAUACAUGAUGCAUAAAUUCCAUUCAAACACAGGAUUCUGUCUGGUCAGUGUCAACUUCUUCCUCUGAAACCUAACAGCAGCUUCGAGGCACGAAGAAGUUAUUUCUUCUGACAAGAGAGCACUAAAUUCUUUUUCCCUGAAAGAUUUAGGUGUCCUGUGGCUGCUAUCUCGCUGCAAGUCCUUUUUUUAAAAAAGUCUCUUACCAAGCAUAGUUUCUAUUUUAACAUUUUUUUAAUAACCUAAAUCUAUAUUUAACCAACUAUUUAAGAGAAUUAAUACAGCAGUACUUUCUAACAUACGACAUAUAAUAUUCAUUUUAAUAUUUGCGAAAACCCAAUCACAAAAUAUGCAUUUUUUAGAAGUAUAAUCCCACUUACUUCCAGUCUCUCCCAGUUUGGUCCAAGCUGCCACCAGCAUGGUUCCAGUGACUUCCUCAAUCAACUCAAGCAGGAGCUGAGCAUGGAGAGCAGGGAGGACAAAUGCCCGCGGCAGAACCUGGUGGAAGAGGCCGUUUUGAGCGGCUCCACGGCGCAGGAAGCCAACGGGGAGGAAAAGCCCCGGAGAUGCCGCACGAGGAGGGGCUGCAAACGCAGCCGGCGGGGAUCUGAGGGGGAAAGAGCCAGCCUGGGCCGGGAAGGCGGCCGGAGACGGAGCCAGAGCUCGGAGCUGGUGCUCCAUGAGCAGCUCCAUGAUGGGGAGAAGCUCCACACGUGCGAGGAGUGUGGGAAGAGCUUCAGGUGGAACUGCCACCUGAUUGUGCACCAGAGGACCCACACUGGGGAGAGGCCCUACGAGUGUUCCAAGUGUGGGAAGAGGUUUAAGACCAGCUCCGAUCUCCUCCAGCACUAUUGGAUUCACAGAGAGGAGAGGCCCUUCCAAUGCCCCGACUGCGGGAAGGGAUUCAAGCAAAACUCCAACCUCAUCUCCCACCGGCGCAUCCACACUGGGGAGAGGCCCUACGAGUGUGAUAAAUGCAGGAAGAGGUUUCAGAACAGCUCCUGUCUCCUCCAGCACUAUCGGAUUCACAGAGAGGAGAGGCCCUUCCAAUGCCCCGACUGCGGGAAGGGAUUCAAGCACAACUGCACCCUCAUCACCCACCGGCGCAUCCACACUGGGGAGAGGCCCUACGAGUGUCCCCAGUGUGGGAAGAGCUUCUCCAGGAGCUCUCACUUGACCCGACACCAACGGAGGCUCCACUAAGGGAAGCCCUGCCAGUGCCCCAAGUGCGGGCAGAGCUUCGUGCGCUGCUCCAGCUCCAUCCCCCACUGGAGGAGGCACUUUGGGCACAGCCCUGGUCACUCACAUUCCCUGUGAUCCAUGUUGAGAACACACCUGGCUGCUUCGCCUUUUGCUUUGGCCUUAAUUUUCCUCUGCUUCACCUUCAUCCUUUAAAAACACCCAAAACUGGUUUAAAUGAAGGAAAUUUUUCGAAUAUAUCUGCAGUUCCAUAAUUUCUCAGUUGUUUUAGAGGGAAUUUAGAAUUUGAGGAUGUUUUCUGUGUGGAGUCCUGCUGUUGCUAAGAGGCAGGAAUUUGAUCUCCCCCUCCUUAUGAUGCUAAGAAAUCCUCCCCUGACCCCAACCCCAACUCCACCCUUGAGAUACCCUGUAAAAAUUCCAUGGCCCUGCCUUUCACCUGCCUUUGGGAGUUAAGAAAUGGAUUCCCAAAGGAUCAGCCCUAUUCCCACUGUAUUCCAAGAGGAUGAACCUGUUUCACUGGAUUCCCGGAGG